GAGGGGGACGAAGCCGCUUCUGCUGAGCUGCAGCCUAAGGCUAAGGGAAGCGGGUGGCGUGGGAGUGGAGCCUCGGACCCCGAGCAGCCAUGGAGGCGGGGCUGCUCUUCCAAUUCUGCAACUGGAGCACGCUGGUGGUGUGCAUGGUCAUCAAGUUCCCGCAGAUCUUCGCCCUGCUUUCCGCUAAGAGCUCGCAGGGUGUCAGCCUGAAAAGUUUGCUCCUGGAGCUGGUUGGAUUCCUUGUGUUUUUACGGUACCAGAGUUAUUACAGCUACCCUCUGCUGACCUACCUGGAGUACCCAAUCCUCAUUGCACAAGAUGUUGUCCUCUUGCUAUGUAUUUUUCACUAUAAUGGAAGCAUGAAGCAGGCCAUCCCAUAUGUUGUCAUAUUUCUGGGUGGAUGGUACCUCUUGACUCUUCAAAAGUGGAUAAUAGACCUGGCAAUGAAUUUGUGCACCUUCAUUAGCGCUGCCAGCAAGUUUGCCCAGCUCCAAUACUUGUGGGAGGUGAAGGAUUCUGGUGCAGUGAGUGCCCUGACCUGGAGCAUGUCUGCAUAUACUUGUGCAACAAGAGUAAUAACAACUUUAAUGACCACACAGGAUCUUAUGGUUCUUGUCCGUUUCCUGAUCAUGCUGGCUUUAAACAUAUGGGUAACAGCUACAGUACUUCGCUAUAGGAAAAAAACUACAAAGGAUGAAUAACAGAGCAUCCCCAGGAUGAAAAAUAACUCAAACUGGACCAAAAGAGAAUUAACUUAUUUUCUUCAACAUGACUGAAGCAAGGCCAUUUGGAUAUUAAAAUCAGUAUGAUAAUGGAAGUGUGGCAACCUUACUGUCUAAAUACAUUUUUCAAACUUUCAGCUUAAAGUUAGAAAGUAUGUGCUGUUCCCAUUUUUCCUGUGGGACAAGAGAUUUGAACAGGGUGAGCUAGAGUUGUAUCCCAGAGAUUCCAUUGUUAAGAGCCAGAAGGGAUCUUAUUGGUCAUUUAGUCCAAAUUUGUCCUUUUACAGAGAAACUAAAGCACAGAGGAAACAAAAAGUCACUUAAGAUAGUGACUUGACACCCUGGCCAGUGUUCUUUCCAUCACACAGUACUUUAGCCUCAAGGUGUUUGUUAUUAAAAAUCUCACUGUGCCUUGGUCAUUUCCUAAAGGAUGAUGAAAUUAUACUUGCAAUUACAUGAGGCAAUUCCACUAUGGUGCCUGGUUUCAUAUUUGAAGGAACACUUACACAAUUAUCUUCACUGGGUUUUGAAACUAAUGUAGGUGGGCAAGACCAGUUUUUGUUUUUGAAAACAAAUACACGUUCGUAAGAUUUAGGCAGAAGGGAUCUUUUUAUGACCUAGAAAAGGGCACUGAUAAAGAACUGAUAAGGAAUUUAUUGAUCCCAUAGUUUGAAUAAGCUCAGGGAAGUAUAAAUGACUGGCCCAAGAGGUACAAUCAGUAUUAAAAUACAGGUCAUACUGAAUCACAGGGGGUUAAUGACUGGUUCAAGGAUUUUGAACAUGAGCUUUCUAUUAUAUCUACGGCUGCCAUUUUGGCUUAAUUCCCAUAUAGUAUGUGUGUGUGUGUGUAUAUACACACACACUAUACACACACCUUUCCUUCUUAUUUGACCCUAUAAUUAAGUAAAAUAGGUGGGAAUGAAGCAUGAACUUUUCUGAUUGCUUUUAACUGCUUGUUUGCAUGCAAAUUUGGAUUAAAAAAGGUUUAAAUUUGAUUAGCAGGUAAAAUAAACAUUCAUACUUUGAACAUUA
This is a messenger RNA of Trichosurus vulpecula (common brushtail), 1754 nucleotides long. It is a transcript of the gene SLC66A3, whose product is annotated as solute carrier family 66 member 3. The coding region runs from base 90 to 701 and encodes 203 amino acids. The transcript is spliced from 7 exons. The record is from RefSeq and is a predicted model, not a curated record. NCBI's taxonomy places the organism in Eukaryota, Metazoa, Chordata, Mammalia, Diprotodontia, Phalangeridae.